Schistosoma rodhaini is the source of this 1488-nucleotide messenger RNA. NCBI's taxonomy places the organism in Eukaryota, Metazoa, Platyhelminthes, Trematoda, Strigeidida, Schistosomatidae. The record is from the annotation of a GenBank genome assembly.
AUGAAUUCUAUUAAUGCAGUGGUUUGUGGUUGGAAUCAAAUCACGGCAUCUGUAAUAAAGAUGCUCAGGAGACAUAAAGAUGUAAAUAUAAUUGGAUACUGGUGUGAAUCUCCGAAUAAUCAAAUUCAUGCGGAUGUUGCUGGUAUAAAAGUUAUUAGUGGGGCUUUUAAAGACCUAAUAUUAAAUCAAGAUAUACAGUUUUUAUUUCUUUGUGAUACUCCGGUCAAUCAACGCAAUAUUUUCUCAAUUGUUGAUUGCUUGAGCAUAGGACAGUCUACUUCGGAUAAGGUAUUGAAAGACAUCCCUUAUGUGAUUAUUCUUCCUCCCGUAUCACCUAAUUAUGAUAUGGAUAUGUUGGAGAAAACCAGGAUUCGUGUCGGUUUCGCCAUGCCCUUAAGGCACCUACCUUUAUCUACACUUUUGUCCACUCACCUUAACUACAAAUAUAAAGAAAUAAAAGCACUCAGUAAUUACGAAAUUAUCCGACUCCCUACACAUUGGUUAUUAGGAAAUAUAGAAAGCAUCCAUAUAAGAUUGCGCACGGUCAAUUUCGUUGAUGGUAGUGAAUACUCAUGGCUAUGUGAGUCAGAAGAAAUGGGUGGAGGGCUGCUGAAUAUGUUCUGUCCAGGUCUUAUUGACCUCGUUUUCUUCCUUUCUGGAGGGCUUCAGAUAACAUCGGUUACGAGUAUUGGUCGAAUAUCCGAUAGAGGAACAGACGGCCUAAGUCAUCCUAUUCGUCAUAUCUCUGCAGAUGACUAUGUCACUAUAAUGGGCGAACUCGAGAAACCACCAUUAUCAGGAUUUCGUAAACCAGUAGUUGUCGUAAUCCUUUCAGCAGAUAUCCCUUUCCCAAGAAAUAGGAUAAGCAGUCUCCCUGAAGCUCAUUUUUAUGACAAUCAUUGUUUCAGGCUGGAAAUAGAAGUUAAUGGAUCAACUGGUAGCUUCUUGAUUGAUGAAGGCAAAAGACGAAUUUCAUGGACCCCUCGAAAAGCCGUCUCAUCAAAGUCUGGUAAACUUAACAACAAAUCAGCUCAUUUGGACUGCGAAAAUCACUUCCAUGACAAACGACUUGGAAAUAUGGAGGAAUAUGAAUUAGAAAAAGAGUAUAUUGAGGACGUACUGGCCAGCCCUAAUGGUAGUAACGUGCCUCGAACUCAGGUUCCUACGAUGCUAAACAUCGAUCUCGAUGAGGAUGGAAUAACAGAAAUAGUUCAUCUACCACUAAAAACGUUCUUUUCCACGCAGGACUCAUUAAAUGACUCGGAAUCAGUGGAGAGUGCUCAACAUCGUUAUCUAUCAGCAACUGGAGAAGCAUGGACAAACUGGAUCAGUGGUUUAACCAAACACUUUUCUCCGGGGUGGAAAUCAUUCGAAUCCCUAUCGGCAGGACCCGGCCAUUGGGCUUACAUCCAGUCAGUUAUGCACGCGAUAAGCAAGUCCACACAACUGAGAUGUUGGAUCGACGUACAAACUGGGAAACGCAUGUGA